AAGAAAAUGGGAACAAUUGGUAAAGUUGUAAUCUCCAUUGUUGUAGCUCUGAUCGUGAGGUGGGGGUGGAAAUUACUGAACUGGGUAUGGUUGAAGCCAAAGAAACUAGAGAAAUGGCUGAGAGAUGAAGGGUAUAAAGGUAAUCCAUACAAGCUUUUAAUGGGUGACAUUAUAGAGUUUGCAACUAUAAUGAAAGAAGGUAAAUCAAAGCCAAUUCCAGUCACCCAUGAUAUCACUUCAUAUGCCCUCCCCUUUGAUCAUCAUAUCAUCUCCAAAUUCGGUGAGAAAUCAUACAUAUGGGUGGGGCCAAAACCAAUGGUGUAUAUAAGGGAUCCAGAGUUGAUAAAAGAAAUAUUAUUAAGACGAGAUGACUUUCAGAAGCCACAUCCCGAACCCUUUAGAGAUAACAUCAUAGGCGGACUUGCUGUUGCCGAGGGUCACAAAUGGACCAAACAUCGUAAAAUCAUCAAUCCAACUUUUAAUCUUCAAAAUAUUAAGAUCAUGUUCUCAGCUAUUAGCUCAAGCUGCAUCGAUAUGAUCCAUAAAUGGGAGCUUCUAACCGCGGGAUCCGGUCCUACAGAAGUCGACGUAUGGCCAUAUAUCGAUAACUUGGCUGGAGAUGUGAUUUCACGAACAGCUUUUGGUAGCUCUUAUGAAGAAGGGCAGAAGAUAAUCCGAAUCCAAAAGGAACAAAUCGAUCUUUUAUUCCAAAUGAUUUUUAUACUUUAUAUUCCUGGAAGAAGGUUUAUACCGACUAGAGCGAACAAAAAGUUUAUAGAAAACAUGAACGAGCUUCGAUCUGUACUAAUGGCAAUUAUCGACAAGAGGAAGAAAGCAAUCGAGAGGGGAGAAGGUAAACAUGAUGAUUUACUUGGGAUUUUGCUAGAAUCUAACAAGAAGGAGAUUGAAGAACAUGGAGUGGGAAUGAGCAUGGAAGACGUGAUCGAAGAAUGUAAACUAUUCUACGUUGCUGGAUCCGAAACCACCUCGAAUUUGAUCGUUUGGACGAUGGUUUGUUUAAGUUUGCAUCAGGAAUGGCAAAUCCAAGCUCGAGAAGAGAUUGUUCAAGUUUUUGGUGACACAAAACUAGAAUUCGACGGUUUGAAAAACCUAAAGAUUUUAACAAUGAUACUAAACGAGGUUCUUAGGUUAUACCCACCCGUGACCAUGAUGACACGGGCGACUCACAAGGACACGAAGCUAGGAAACAUGGUGAUACCAUCCGGCAUGGAGUUAGUGUUACCCAUGAUGCAUGUUCAUCAUGACCCCGAAAUAUGGGGAGAUGAUGUAAACGAGUUUAAACCUGAAAGAUUUGAAGAAGGGAUUGUGAAUGCAACAAAUGACAAAGGUUCGAGCCCGUUCUUUCCAUUUUCUAGUGGUCCUCGUGUUUGCAUCGGACAAAACUUUGCAAUGACGGAAGCAAAAAUAGCCAUGUCGAUGAUUUUGCGACGCUUCUCGUUUGAGCUUUCAGCGUCUUACAAACAUUCUCCGUUUAGGGUAUUCACUCUUCCACCUCAGUUUGGAGCUCCCUUAAUUCUCCGUAACAUCUCAUAAUAUUUAUUAUUUAUGUACAAGUAAAAAAUCUACAUAAUCUCUUGUAAUUUUUAUGGUUUAAUUAAGUAAUUUUUAUGGUUUAAUAGUAGUGUUAACUAAUCAGGAGUAGUGGCAAUUGCUAUCAAUAGUGACUAGGAUUAGUGAGGGGGUGUAAUACGAGAUAUGCAAAUUAAAUAUUAGAUUGUAUGUA
This is a messenger RNA of Helianthus annuus (common sunflower), 1744 nucleotides long. Its product is annotated as cytochrome P450 CYP72A219-like. Lineage: Eukaryota; Viridiplantae; Streptophyta; Magnoliopsida; Asterales; Asteraceae. The record is from RefSeq and is a predicted model, not a curated record. Gene Ontology annotation, molecular function: iron ion binding; monooxygenase activity; heme binding. The transcript has 4 exons. The coding region runs from base 7 to 1554 and encodes 515 amino acids.